AUGGACACUUCUGGGCACUUCCAUGACUCGGGGGUGGGGGACCUGGAUGAAGACCCUAAGUGUCCCUGUCCAUCCUCUGGGGAUGAGCAACAGCAGCAACAGCAACCGCCACCACCGUCCGCGCCACCAGCAGUCCCCCAGCAGCCUCCAGGACCCUUGCUGCAGCCUCAGCCUCCGCAGCUUCAGCAGCAACAGCAGCAGCCGCAGCAGCAGCAGCAGCAGCAGCAGCAGCCUCCACUGCAUCCCCUGCCUCAGCCUGCCCAACUCCAGAGCCAGCUUGUCCAUCCUGGUCUGUUGCACUCCUCUCCCACGGCUUUCAGGGCUCCCACUUCGGCCAACUCCACCGCCAUCCUCCACCCUUCCUCCAGGCAAGGCAGCCAGCUAAAUCUCAAUGACCACUUGCUUGGCCACUCUCCAAGUUCCACAGCCACAAGUGGGCCUGGUGGAGGCAGCCGGCACCGGCAGGCCAGCCCCCUGGUGCACCGGCGGGAUAGCAAUCCCUUCACGGAGAUAGCUAUGAGCUCCUGCAAAUACAGCGGUGGGGUCAUGAAGCCCCUCAGCCGCCUCAGCGCCUCUCGGAGAAACCUUAUCGAGGCCGAGCCUGAGGGCCAGCCCCUCCAGCUCUUCAGUCCCAGCAACCCCCCAGAGAUUGUCAUCUCCUCCAGGGAGGAUAACCAUGCCCACCAGACUCUGCUCCAUCACCCCAACGCUACCCACAACCACCAGCAUGCCGGCACCACUGCCGGCAGCACCACCUUCCCCAAAGCCAACAAGCGGAAAAACCAAAACAUUGGCUAUAAGCUGGGACACAGGAGGGCCCUGUUUGAAAAGAGAAAGCGACUGAGUGACUAUGCUCUGAUUUUUGGGAUGUUUGGAAUUGUUGUUAUGGUGAUAGAGACCGAACUGUCUUGGGGUUUGUACUCAAAGGAUUCCAUGUUUUCGUUGGCCCUGAAAUGCCUUAUCAGUUUAUCCACCAUCAUCCUGCUUGGUUUGAUCAUCGCCUAUCACACAAGGGAAGUCCAGCUCUUUGUGAUCGACAAUGGUGCAGAUGACUGGCGGAUAGCCAUGACCUAUGAGCGCAUCCUUUACAUCAGCCUGGAGAUGCUGGUGUGUGCCAUCCACCCUAUUCCUGGAGAGUACAAGUUCUUCUGGACCGCACGUCUGGCCUUCUCCUACACCCCUUCUCGGGCAGAGGCUGAUGUGGACAUCAUCUUGUCCAUUCCCAUGUUCUUGCGCCUGUACCUGAUCGCCCGAGUCAUGCUGCUACACAGCAAGCUCUUCACUGACGCCUCGUCCCGGAGCAUCGGGGCCCUCAACAAGAUCAACUUCAACACCAGAUUCGUCAUGAAGACACUCAUGACCAUCUGCCCUGGAACGGUGCUGCUGGUGUUCAGCAUCUCUCUGUGGAUCAUCGCUGCCUGGACUGUGCGAGUCUGCGAAAGGUACCAUGACCAGCAGGAUGUAACUAGUAACUUUCUGGGUGCCAUGUGGCUCAUCUCCAUCACGUUCCUUUCCAUUGGCUAUGGGGACAUGGUGCCCCACACAUACUGUGGGAAAGGUGUCUGUCUUCUCACUGGCAUCAUGGGUGCAGGCUGCACUGCCCUUGUGGUAGCUGUGGUUGCCCGGAAGCUUGAGCUCACCAAAGCAGAGAAGCAUGUUCACAACUUCAUGAUGGACACUCAGCUCACCAAACGGAUCAAGAAUGCGGCGGCCAAUGUCCUCCGGGAGACGUGGUUAAUCUACAAACACACAAAGCUGCUAAAGAAAAUUGACCACGCCAAAGUCAGGAAGCACCAGAGGAAGUUCCUCCAAGCUAUCCACCAACUAAGGGGUGUCAAGAUGGAGCAAAGGAAGCUGAGUGACCAAGCCAACACCCUGGUGGACCUUUCUAAGAUGCAGAAUGUCAUGUAUGACUUAAUCACGGAGCUCAAUGAUCGGAGUGAAGACCUGGAGAAGCAGAUCGGCAGCCUAGAAUCCAAGCUGGAGCACCUCACAGCCAGCUUCAAUUCCCUGCCCCUGCUCAUCGCAGAUACCCUGCGUCAGCAGCAGCAGCAGCUGCUCACUGCCUUCGUGGAGGCCCGAGGCAUCAGUGUGGCAGUGGGAACUAGCCACACACUUCCCUCUGACAGCCCGAUCGGGAUCAGCUCCACCUCCUUCCCAACCCCAUACACAAGUUCAAGCAGUUGCUAA
Messenger RNA from Cricetulus griseus (Chinese hamster), 2190 nucleotides. Lineage: Eukaryota; Metazoa; Chordata; Mammalia; Rodentia; Cricetidae. The record is from RefSeq and is a predicted model, not a curated record.